This is a messenger RNA of Cooperia oncophora, 861 nucleotides long. The record is from the annotation of a GenBank genome assembly. Lineage: Eukaryota; Metazoa; Nematoda; Chromadorea; Rhabditida; Trichostrongylidae.
AUGUGCAAAUGGCUCAUAGACAAAAGGCUCGCGAAGGUGCAUGGGCUCUCAAUAAAGCCUUUGCCGCCACUGACACCGCCAUGCGACCAGUCGUUUGCCUACGUCUUCCGAGUAGGAAAGGUGGAGCUGACAUGGACUACGCUUCAAGGAGGCCAGGUAGCGAUAUCUGCGACUGUACGAAACCGAAGUCUGUCGUUCCUGGAGGAGUGCCUGGUGAGGUACUUGCAACGCCGUGGGAUUCCUGAAGCGGCACUGGACAUGUCCAGAAUUGCAGUGGUUUUCGUAAAUGAUCUCAACGAUGCUCCCAUCAAUCCCAAGCUCUACAACGUUCAUGGCUGCCCGAGUCCUGUAGAACAAAGACGUCACUCGAAGGAUCGGUGCGACUCCUCGGAGGAACGUCAAAAUGGAGAACCCACAGUUUUACUCAGUGAGAAACUGAGUAGAUUCUCACAAAGCUGCAUUGCCAUUGUGGACCCUCAAGAUCGUCUCCUCGAUCCCGACAUCUGCUUUGCCGUCAAAAAGACUCCAUUCAUCGUAAUAACACUAGGUCCUCUACCCUUUGAUACAAUACGGGCUCUUUUCCUCUGUGGGACAACUGUUGUAGUCGAAUUCGAUGAAGCCGCUGCGGAUGAUGACAUUAUGCAACUCAUCACUGCGAUCACCAAUGGCUCCGACCUCAUGGAAAUCUUGUCUUCUCACCAGUCUUAUGCGUUGUCGAAAGAAGCUUGGAAUACUCUAGGUGAGAGUGAAGUUCCACCCACCCUUUGGCUGCACUUGGAGGCAAGGUCAUGCUUUCCAGAGAGGACAUUCGCGCAUCAGCUUUCUGUCUGUUCAGUAAAUCCGACUGUCCGACUUUAUUAG